This is a messenger RNA of Nicrophorus vespilloides, 2516 nucleotides long. RefSeq names its product uridine-cytidine kinase-like 1. Lineage: Eukaryota; Metazoa; Arthropoda; Insecta; Coleoptera; Silphidae. The transcript has 9 exons. Gene Ontology annotation, molecular function: kinase activity; ATP binding. The coding region runs from base 261 to 1934 and encodes 557 amino acids. The record is from RefSeq and is a predicted model, not a curated record. Gene Ontology annotation, cellular component: cytoplasm.
UUUCAUCUUUAAUUAGCAAUAGAAUAUGCAAUAUUUAAUAUCAAUAUUGGUAAUGUUGCAUAACAAAAUGUACGUGCGUUGGGUAAUGUGAUUUUUGUGUCGCAUUAAUAUUUAAAUGGAUUGAUGACUACUGGGUGGACUGGACCUCGAGGAAACCGGAGCGUAGAUAUACGUUAGAUGACAUGCGCUUCUUCUGUUGACAAUUUUAGUAUGUAAUUGAAGAUAAUGUAAAAAAUAUAUACGGAGGUCUAGUGGGGAAAAUGGCAACAAAAAUUAUCGAACCUCCGUCCUCUGCUAGUUCCGAUAGUGAUGUUGGCGAGACCCAGGCGGACCUCUCAGAUGUUUUCCCUGAUGGAGAAUGUGAGGAGGAGAAGAGUGGUGACUUCUACAACACCCCAGCAUCACCUAUCACAGUGCCCUACUGUCCAAGGCCCCCAUCCACUGGGUCGCAGAAGUCCCCGAGGGCUCGACGACAACGCACGACUUCGAUAAAUCAAUCGUCGAAGAAGACGUCGGCUGAGUCUAUGAUUAGGACCCCUCAUCGUACUAUUUAUACGGCUGGAAGACCUCCAUGGUAUAAUACUGCUGGUCAACAAGUUGAACCUUUUGUCAUUGGUAUUUGCGGUGGGAGUGCAAGCGGAAAAACAACGGUGGCUGCCAAGAUUAUAGAGUAUUUGGGAGUACCAUGGGUUACUUUACUGAGUAUGGAUUCGUUUUACAAGGUGUUGAAUGAAAAACAACAUGAGCAGAGUGCUCGAAAUGAGUAUAACUUUGAUCAUCCAGACGCUUUCGAUUUUGAGCUUCUUAGGGAAACAUUGGAGCGUUUAAAGGAAGGAAGAAAAGUUGAAGUACCAAUCUACAACUUUUUGACUCACUCCAGGGAAACGAGAACUAAAACUAUGUACGGAGCAAAUGUGAUUAUCUUCGAAGGAAUUUUAACGUUUUACAAUCAGGAAGUGCUUAAUUUGUUGGAUAUGAAAAUCUUCGUAGACACUGAUCCCGAUGUGCGUUUGGCUAGGCGUCUCCGUAGGGAUAUUUCCCAAAGAGGUAGAGAUUUGGAGGGCGUCUUGAAGCAAUAUACAAGCAUGGUGCAGCCUUCUUUUAACCAUUACAUCGCUCCGUUGAUGGCUCACGCCGAUAUUAUUGUGCCGAGGGGUGGAGAGAAUGAAGUGGCUAUACAACUUAUUGUUCAACAUGUGCAUAGGCAACUACAAUUGAGGGGUUUCAAACUGAGGGAGGAAUUAGCCCAAACCCAGAAUUACGUGGGCGAACCACGACCUAAUACUGUUCGUCUGUUGCCCACUUCGCCACAAGUGAGAGGUCUGCACACCUUCAUCAGAAACAAAGACACGCCCAGAGAUGAGUUCAUUUUUUAUAGCAAAAGAUUAAUUCGUUUAGUUAUCGAAUACACUCUAUCACUCAUGAAUUUCACGGAGAGGACCGUUGAAACACCGCAGGGCGUUUCAUAUAAAGGCAAGAGAAUGGGCACUAAUAAAAUAUGCGGAGUUUCCAUUUUGAGGGCAGGAGAAACUAUGGAACAAGCAUUCUCCGACGUUUGCAAAGAUAUCCGUAUUGGAAAGAUUCUUAUUCAGACCAAUUUCAAUACCGGAGAACCAGAGCUGUUCUAUUUGAGAUUGCCGAAGGACAUUAAAGAUUACAAAGUGAUAUUGAUGGAUGCGACAGUUGCAACGGGAGCUGCUGCAAUGAUGGCUAUAAGGGUUUUAUUAGAUCACGACGUGGCAGAAAGUAAUAUUCUCAUAGUGUCUUUGUUGAUGGCGGAAUCUGGUGUGCAUUCGAUAGCGUACGCAUUCCCAGAGGUGCAAAUAGUGACCACCGCUAUUGAUCCCGAAAUCAAUGAUAAAUUCUACGUUUUGCCGGGAAUCGGUAACUUUGGGGAUAGGUAUUUCGGCACGGAACCUUCCGACGAAUGUUGAUUAAUAUUAAUAAUCUCUUAUUGUACUUAUACGAUUUACUUAACUUUAAGUACCUUUUAUUUCAUUUGUUUUGUGAUAAUUCGAUUCGUGGAUUCUUGUUAAAUUUAUUUCAUAAUUUAGGCCUCUAGUCUACGAUUUGUUUAGGUUUAUUGUGUCAGCGUUCAGCAAAACUCAUUUUGAACACUGAGUAUUAAUAUUAAGUUCCUGUCUACAAUAUUAUAUAACUUUUUUUCAAUUCAUUUCAAAGUAUUACCACUCUUUAAUUCGCAAAAGUCAUAUUUAACUAAAUAUAUUGGAAGCAAAUUAUAUUAUGUUAAAAUGAUUCUGUUAGGAAAUAUAAGUGAGAAACAAAAAUUAUACACGCCUGGAUAUUAUUUCAACGGCGCUUCUAUGUAACGAGUGAGAACUGCAGACCAAUGUUCCGAUCGUGAAGCGUUCGUGUUCAAAUUGGUGUUGGUUUCCUGAAACUUCUUGCAAAGCUCUUCGCAAUCUUCAAACGAUGCGUCGGAUCCUGUGAACUUCGCGCCCCAACCGGACGCGAAACUUAAAUAUCGCAUCUGAAAAUAAAUUAUUUAUUGGUUA